Molecule: messenger RNA, 2966 nt
Organism: Lepisosteus oculatus (spotted gar)
Lineage: Eukaryota; Metazoa; Chordata; Actinopteri; Semionotiformes; Lepisosteidae
Gene: tspan4b
Product: tetraspanin 4b
Cellular component (GO): plasma membrane
Source: RefSeq, a predicted model, not a curated record
UCUCAAUAAUAAUAAUACAGUGUGUGAUCUCCUGUCCCAGCCUGAGGAACAUUGAGCUUGUCUCCCAGUAAUGCUCCAUGUUUGUAUGUGAAUGUAUUAUGUUGUGUCUUUAUUGUAAAUGUCUGUAGAUCUUGUGUUAAUUGUAUUUGUAUACUUGCUUUGGCAACACUGGUUUAUUCACUGGUCGUGCCAGUAAAGCUUCUUGAAUUGAACUGAAGGAAGAAAGGAGAGGAAGAGGAGAGAGAGAAAAUGAUGUUGUGUGAUGUAUGUAAAUGUCCUAUGAUGUGUUUUUUCUUUACAUGUCUGUAGAUGUUGUGUUGAAAUAGAAAUUGAGAGAGGGAGACAGGAGAGAGAGGGGGAUAGGAGUGAGAGGAGAAGGAGAGACAGGGCAGUAAAUUGUUACAGACAGAGAUAUGGGCAGCGCUGGUGUGCAGUCUGUGCACUGAUGAAGUUUCAAGACACACAGUGCCCUUCAGUAGUACUGGCCAGCAAGGUCUGAGGCAAUUGUGUCUCACACAGCUUCCCUCGAGAGGCAGUUAAUCACAUAGUCUUGAGCUACUUCAUGCUGAAGGAGAAGGAGUUCUGGGCUGACAGCUGUGUCUUGCUGCUCAGGUGUUUGUUGUUGGGUAACUAGUCUCACAAACGAGCUGUGAAGCUCUGAUCAGCCUGCCUUGGGCUGACUUCAGUGUCUGGAGUCCUUAGCUCGCAGACAAAAUGAAAACCAAAGAGUUUUCUGUGAAAUAAAAGCAGGCAUUUGUAUAGCUGGAAGGUUAGAAAAGCUCAGUCCGAACAACUGUGCAUUCCUUCCUCAACAAUUUGGAAUCUGCUGAAGAAGAAAGAAACCGCAGGUAUAAUUACCAAUCAGACAAGGAAACACAGCAGAGCUCAUAGAAAGUAUCAGAGCUGUCAAGGAAAACACUAAAAUACUUGUCAGUAAAAUCACCACCCCUGAGCACCGCGGCGAAGGUGCCAGAAUCUACUGUUCACAGAGGACAGAGCAGAAUUGCACAGACUGCACCGCAAGUUCUAACCUCUCAUCAGCUCCUGGGACACAAACAACAGACUGGAAUUUGCUCAGAAGUACAAAGAUGAGUCAGGAGAGUUUUGGAGCAAAGUUUGAUGGACAGAAGAGCCCAAGAUCAACCUUCACCAAAGUGAUGUAAAGGCUAAAGAAAGCAAGGGUCUGCAGAUCGUCUUGUGCCCUUGUGUCUUGUGCAUGUCUGCCCACCUCGAUACAGCUUGCUGGAGGUAAAGUCAUGACUGCCUCUGGAAGUGACUCACUCCAAUGUCCUGAUCACUGUAGCGGCAGAAUGAACUCAAGUUUACAACGGCGUUGGGUUUUAUUACUUAUACAUUCUUACUUGGCUGCAGUCCACCCCGCCACACAACAAUGACCUGAAACAUACGGAGGGAUUUUGCAUCCUUAAAAACAAAACGGAAGUUGGGAAUACCAAGAAUUUGGUUGCAGCAGAGGUGUAACAAAGCAUCUCAGUUAUUAUAGAAAAUUGGAUGGCUCUGUCCAGAGGGUGUCUCUCUUGCGUUAAAUAUCUGAUGUUCAUCUUCAACCUCAUCUUUUGGCUGGGCGGCUGCGGGCUGUUUGGCGUGGGGGUCUGGCUGUCCUUCACCCAGGCGGACUUCGCCAGCCUGCCCUUCUACUUCCCCUCCAUCUCCGCGGCCAACCUGCUGCUGGUGGCUGGGGGCGUUACCAUGGUGACGGGCUUCCUGGGCUGCCUGGGGGCACUGAAGGAGCAGCGCUGUCUGCUGUUGACGUUUUUCACAAUACUGCUGCUCCUUGUCCUCACUGAAGUCACUCUGACCAUCGUACUGCACGUCUACAGAGAACAGCUGGACAGGAAAGCGCAGGACGAGCUGAAGGAGGGGAUGAAGGAGUACAAACACAACGAGGGGCUGAAAGGGUCGUGGGACAACGUCCAGAAGAUGCUGAAGUGCUGCGGGGUGUCCAACAAGACCGACUGGCACCCCGUCCUGAACAGCACCCUGCCACCCUCCUGCUGCCGCGGAGAUGCUGACCCCUGUCUGGACGGCUGGGACGAGGCCUGCUAUCAGAAGGCAAAAGACUGGCUGGUGAAGAAUAACAAGCCUGUCCUGGUCUUCGUGAUCUGUAUCGGAAUUGUACAGGUGCUGGCUCUGGGCUUCUCUCUGCUGAUGUACUGUCAGAUCCUGAGAGCGGAGAAGUACCUGGACUGAGAGAAAGCCGAGCUCGUCACUGCUGGUGGGAUGAGUGUUUGUGUGUGUCCCCUCUCUCUCUCCCCGUCCUGUCGCGGCUGUGACCCCUCUCUGACCCCUGGAUCACUGCGGGGCCGAGUGGGCUUUAGCUCCUUCCUCUCUCUGAACGCCGUGUGAGGGCGGGCUGCAUCCGAGGAGCCGCCUGUCCCGGCAGCGCUGUGGGAAGGCCGGGGCCCCUGGCAAAUAGUGGCCCCCAGCACAGGCUGGGCACAAGCUGCCUUGGACCAUAUAUAGCGCCCCCUAAUGGUCAGCGAUGCUGUGCAUGGGACCCUGUUCAGCUCACGCCACACCAGCCCUGAAACUUAACUCCCCCCACCCCGGGGUGCCCCAGAUCUUCAUGAGCGCAGGGGGCGCCCCCACCUCCCGCGCAGGAGGGUGCAGGUCUCACCGGCCUUCAUUCACCGAGACCCUGAGAGCCACCGGCAGCGCUGUGCCCAGAGACGUCGCCCCCUGCUGGCUGGAGUCAGGUCCCUGGCUGCCCAGCAGGGAACACCUUGCCCUUGGGGUGCCGGCACCCCCACACACGGCAACGAGCUCUUCGCAGCGCACAGGACUCUGCCUCUCGCUCCCCGCCAGCAGCACGACAGGACGAGCCUUCAUGACAGCCUGCCAGCACACACUCUGUAAGCCUCCCUAGAUAUAUCAUUCGCUGUGAAUACUUUAUUAUUAAUAAUUCUUUAUCAUUCAUAUAAAACAAUAAAAUGACAAAAAAAUUGACA